This is a messenger RNA of Trypanosoma conorhini, 2790 nucleotides long. RefSeq lists its product as uncharacterized. Gene Ontology annotation, molecular function: pre-mRNA 3'-splice site binding; poly-pyrimidine tract binding. Gene Ontology annotation, cellular component: U2AF complex; U2-type prespliceosome; nuclear speck. Bases 1 to 2790 code for a protein of 929 amino acids. The record is from RefSeq and is a predicted model, not a curated record. The transcript has a single exon. NCBI's taxonomy places the organism in Eukaryota, Euglenozoa, Kinetoplastea, Trypanosomatida, Trypanosomatidae.
AUGGACUUUGCCUUUCCGGAGUUUGUGCGGGCCUCCAACGACGCGGCCCCGCCGGCCCCACCGCAGAAGUCGCUGUGGCAACUGGUGAUGGAGUCCGGCCCAAACGACGUCAUACCAGAACGUUUUGUGCCACGACGUGCGACGGCCUACGACGCCGAGGACCACGACGGGAAGUGGGAGGCGCACUAUGGGAGGCGAGACGCGGACGCUGAGCAUGUGGCCGCGGCGGACGCCACCGGUUUGGCUGCCGGCACGAAUAGUACUGCCGCCGGGCUCACUUCGCGGAGCUCGUGGACCCCAGCCCCUUAUAUGAUCCAGCACCUCAUGUCCUCUGGGUUUGUGUCGCAGUUUGCGAUGAUGCACGGCGUGGAGUGCUCCGCACGCCUGCCCCCGCCCCCUUGUUUGCGGCUGCAGGACUUGCAACUUCCGCCGCUCGUGCUGUCGCGCCUCCGACGGAAUUUGUUUCUGCCGCGUGCCACGAAGCCGUCGAGGUCUGACGGUCUUCAGGCGUCGUCGCGGCCGAACCUGCGCGAGCUGCAGGAAAUUGUCCUGGGCGUCGGCGUCGUGCAGCCGCCAUGCGCUGAAGGCAGUGGGCCGACCAGCGACGAGGCCGCGAAGGGCGACGGCGACGAAGACGGUGUUCUGCGGGAUGCGGCGGGGACGCUGUCGGCGCUCCAGCAACUCGCCAUAACGUCUAUGCUGCUCGGCCACCACACCCUCAGCGUCGGCCCGCGAGGAACGGGGAAGAAGACGGCUGGUUUUUUGGCGACCGGGGCGCUGACGCUGGCGCGGGGCCUCGAGGGCGGGGAGAAGGGUAAUAAUAACUGCACUGAUAGCACUAAUAGCGGCGGCGGCGGCGGCGCAAAGGUUGACGCCGUGACGAUGGGGGUGAAGCAGGAGCCUGCCGAGGCGUGCAUGAUGCGCCCGUUCUCCCCACGCGCGCUGAUUUUGGUCAGCAGCUUCAACGAGGCCCAGCGCUGCGGUCGGUGGCUGCAAGACGUCUUCACGGCGGCCGCGUUUGCGCCCAUGACGUUUCGGCGGGGAACGGCGGAUCUUGUGCCGUUGCCCGCCCUGCAGGGGAGGCCGUGCGGCCAGGCGGACGCCGCGCCGCAGGAGGCAGGGGCCCCACCGCCGUCGUGGCUGCCACCGCCACCGCCGCCACCGCCGCCAUCGCCACAGGAGCAGCAGCAGACGGAAGAGGCCCAGCCGCACCGCCCACGCGAGGAGCGGCAGGAGGAGCGGCGCGAGUUGCGCAAGCGGAGCCGUGACCAUUCGCGUGGUCGCCAUCACCGUCGGUCCGGGCGCUCGCCGGCCGCGCAGGAGCGGGCGCGGAGUCGUCGUGGGCGACGGCAUCGCAGCUCCUCGCGCCGCACCUCCCGAGAGGGACGACACCGUCGGAGCCGCAGCCGCGACCGUCGCCGCGCGAAGAGGCGGCGCAGCAGCGGGCGCCACCACCGGCAUCGCAGCGGCAGCACCACCACCAGCAGCAGCAGCAGCAGAAGCGGCAGGCACGACAGGAAGAGGCGGAGGCGCGAGCACAGUCGGCCUCGCCAUAGCCAUCGCCACGACGACCAUCAUUGCGAGGAUUGGCCCCACGAAUUGCCGCAGUGUGAGGCCCGCGUUGAGCGGCUCCCUCUUCCCUCUUUGGAGCGCUCGGGUGCGGCCACGGCGCCUGCUCCCGCCGCGACGCACGAUGCCUCGGCGGCGGUGACGCCCCGUGACGAGGUUCCACGCUUCCUGCAGCAGCGGCUGCCCGUUCUCAUAGCGACGCACCAGUCUCUGGUGGAGGCUUUGCAGCUGGUGCAGGGCCAGGCGGAGGUGCUGCCGUUGGAGUGUGUUCGGAUUGUGUGCAUUAGCGACGCCGACCGCGUGGCGCAGCCCACUUCCCAGACGGUGGUCCCCAUGUCGUGGUGGAUUUCCCUGUCGAACGCGGUCGAUGUGGAGUGUCAGUACAUCGUGUCAGCCGCCCGCAUGUACGACGAGGUCGACGGGUGGCUGCAGGAGUCACUGCUCCAGGGCACCCCUGACGCGGUGAACCGCUACCGGCAACGCGACGACACGGUGUGGGACGGUGUGCAGCACAUACUUGAGGAGGUGACCGUGGACGAGGCCGAAGAGCACGCCGGGCAGCACAUGUUUGAGCGUGUUGAGGCGGCGAAGCUGCGUCGCCUUCUGGGCCUUGUCACGCGGCACUUCCGUGCGUCGCAUGUCAACGGCGUGGAGCACUCGGAUGUGGCGGAUGCCCACCAUCAUGCGCGUGGCGCCGCAGCGACUUCUUCUGCGGCGCCGUUUGCGUCGUCGGUGGGCCGCAUGGUCGUGGUGGUCUCGUCGCGGAAGGAGCAGGACGCGGUGUUUCCGCAGCUGCUGGCCGCGCUGCGGGAGCGUGACGCGCGGCUCCGCUGCACCUGCCAGCUGGCGGACUUUCAGCGGGGCGCGGCCGACGUGCUGGUGGCGUACGACUGGAUGUUGUGCGUGGCCGGCGACGGGGGCGACGCGACGCCCCGCCCCGUGGAAGUUGUCGUCAACUUCGGCUUCCCGCGUGCGUUGAUGGCGCCGGGGAGGGAGGGGAGCCUCCUGGAGUGCCUCGAGAUCCGCACCCGCACGCUGCUGCGCCCCACCGCCGCGGACGCCGCGCAGGCGAGUGACGGCACGACGGCUGCCUUCUUUGCGCAGGACGCCGCGCCCGCGCGGGCGCAGCCGACGGUGGUGACGCUCCUGACAGAGCGCCAACUGCACGGACGGUUUGGGCGGCUUCUGACAUCGCGUGCCCAGGCGCUUGCGUCGAUGUGA